AUGGUCUCGGGUGGCGAACUUGCAAUAUUGCCAGAGGAGCUGAUCGUUGUGACAGGUGCCAACGGAUUCAUUGGGAGCCAUGUAGUCGACCAGCUCCUGCUGGCUGGCUACAAUGUACGAGGCACCGUUCGUGAUUCUCAGAAGACAUCUUGGCUCCAAGUUCGGUCAAGGCGGUUCUCACUCGCCGAAGUUCCCGAGAUGUUCACUCCUGGUGCAUUCGACGACUCCUUCAAAGGAGCAUCGGGAAUGGUACAUAUUGCGACCCCCGUGAUGAGGCAUUACGAUCCCUUCGUUGCAAUCAUUUCGGUCGUCAACGGUGCACUCGAGGCACUCAGACCCGCAGCCAAGGAACCAAAGCUUACGAGGGUUGUAAUGACUUCGUCAUCCACGGCAGCAGCAAGUCCACAGCCCAACAAGGAGUUCGUCAUUGAUGAAAAUACAUGGAACCAAUCUGCUGUCAAGGCUGCUUGGGCACCCCCUCCAUAUGAAGGCUCACAGCGCCGCGUUGAUGUGUACGCGGGGUCCAAGACACAAUCCGAAGAGGCCGCCUGGAAGUUUAUGAAAGAGGAAAAGCCUCACUUCGUUCUCAACACGGUCCUUCCAAAUGCCAAUAUGAGCAAGAUUCUCUCCGUGGAGCACCAAGGCUAUUCCAGCACGAACGGAUGGCUCAAAUCUCACUGGGACGGAUUCCCUGGAGAAGAGGGCAAGGAAAUCUCACUUACCCCUCCGCAGUACUACAUUAAUGUCCAGGAUAAUGCACGCGUGCAUGUUGCGGCACUGGUCUAUACCGAUGUCAAGAAUGAACGCCUUUUCACCUUUGCGCAUCCGUAUUCUUGGAAUGACAUCCUGGCUGUGUUUAGGAAACUCUACCCUCAGAAGAAGUUUGUCGAUGAUAUACCUAAUAUUGCGGAGGAUAAAUCAAAGGUGGCAAACAAGAGAGCAGAGGAUUUGCUGAAAGGAUUUGCGGGUUUGCCUGGCUGGACAAGUUUGGAACACUCUGUCAAAGACGCGACUGAAAGAUGGCAAUGA
Messenger RNA from Penicillium cinerascens, 1029 nucleotides. RefSeq lists its product as uncharacterized. The transcript has 2 exons. Bases 1 to 1029 code for a protein of 342 amino acids. The record is from RefSeq and is a predicted model, not a curated record. Gene Ontology annotation, molecular function: oxidoreductase activity, acting on the CH-OH group of donors, NAD or NADP as acceptor. NCBI's taxonomy places the organism in Eukaryota, Fungi, Ascomycota, Eurotiomycetes, Eurotiales, Aspergillaceae.